Vombatus ursinus (common wombat) is the source of this 1033-nucleotide messenger RNA. RefSeq names its product tRNA phosphotransferase 1 (gene TRPT1). Lineage: Eukaryota; Metazoa; Chordata; Mammalia; Diprotodontia; Vombatidae. The transcript has 8 exons. The record is from RefSeq and is a predicted model, not a curated record. Gene Ontology annotation, biological process: tRNA splicing, via endonucleolytic cleavage and ligation. Gene Ontology annotation, molecular function: tRNA 2'-phosphotransferase activity. The coding region runs from base 215 to 958 and encodes 247 amino acids.
CUCCCUCCGGUCCCCAGCUCUCAUUGGCUCCCUCCGUGCCCGAGAUCCGGCGGGCAGGCACCCGGCAGGAGCCCGGUGAGGAUCGGCCCCGGCUGGAUUUCUAGGGCCCUUGCGGCUCGUCUGUUGCAUUCCCCUGUCUUUACAGACGAGGAAACCGAGAUGGGGGCUCUGGGCCUUGCCCCGGGUCAGACGGGUUCCUUGGGGAGUGAGGGGCAUGAACCCCGCUGGGGGACAGACGUCCCAGCAAGCUGGGCCCAGGGGAAGGAGGACCCGGAGACUCCGAGAACAGGACCGGGACGUGCGGCUGUCCAAGGCUCUGUCCUAUGCCCUGCGUCAUGGGGCCAUUAAGAUGGGGCUACCCAUGGGCUCAGACGGCUUUGUGCCCCUGGAUGCCCUUCUCCAGCUGCCCCAGUUCCGGGGCUUCUCCUUGGAGGAUGUGCGCCGUGUGGUGGAAACCAAUGAAAAGCAGCGGUUUGCCUUGCGCCCCGGGCCCCCUGGCUCCUGCGUCUCCAUCCGAGCCAACCAGGGCCACUCCCUGCAGGUGGCUGACCUGGAGCUGACACCCCUGAGGACUCCCCAGCACCUGCCCCCCGUUCUGGUCCACGGAACGUACCGGCGCCACUGGCCCUCCAUCCGGCAGGAGGGUCUGUCUCGUCGCGGGAGGACCCACAUCCACCUGUCCCCCGGCCUACCUGGGGAACCCCACGUCGUUAGUGGCAUGCGGCAGGACUGUGAGGUGGCCGUGCUCAUCAACGGGCCCUUGGCCCUGGCUGAGGGGGUCCUGUUCUUCCGCUCAGCCAAUGGGGUGAUCUUGACUCCGGGGGAUGCCAGGGGUUUCUUGCCCCCCAAGUACUUCAAAGAAGCCCUGCAGCUGGGCCCCCCAAGGAGGCCUCUUCCUCUGGCUGAAGAGGAGACAGAGGGCCAGAGUGGUCACCAGGGUGCCUUGGCCAACAACUGAGGGAAGAGCAUGCGGAGAAUCCAACUGUGAAAUAUUUAUUUAUAAAAAGACAAAUAAAAACUAAUAAAGAAAACA